Messenger RNA from Olea europaea var. sylvestris, 2189 nucleotides. RefSeq names its product pyruvate kinase isozyme G, chloroplastic. Bases 215 to 1921 code for a protein of 568 amino acids. The transcript is spliced from 13 exons. NCBI's taxonomy places the organism in Eukaryota, Viridiplantae, Streptophyta, Magnoliopsida, Lamiales, Oleaceae. Gene Ontology annotation, cellular component: chloroplast stroma; cytoplasm. Gene Ontology annotation, biological process: glycolytic process. Gene Ontology annotation, molecular function: pyruvate kinase activity; potassium ion binding; magnesium ion binding. The record is from RefSeq and is a predicted model, not a curated record.
UAGACGCUCCUUUUACAAGAACGACAGAGAUUUGUAUUGCAGCUGAAUCGGUCCACUCCACCUGUCCCCAAUCCACAUGCUGCAACUCUUACACUUUAUUCUUGUUUAAUUCAACCAAAAUGCACUCCAAAUUUCCCCAAAAAUAGCAAUCGCAUCACACACAGUUUCGAUUACGAAUCCAUUUUUGAUCGAAAACGCAGUUUUGGUUAUUUCAAUGGCGAAGACGAUGAAUCUAUCAACUGCGAUGUCCAUAUCGGGCGUAAAAUCAAAUCCGAAUCGUCUCUCUUCUACGAACAACGUCGGUCAAUUAUUCUUUCUCUGGACCCGUAAAACAAUCAGCACUAGACAGAACUUGGCGGUUAAAUCCGCCAAUAUUGUUGACCCAUUCCGAGGCAUAAGUGAGAAUAGGGAAAAAAUUGAUUCUAGUGAUGUUACCAGUGACUCUGGAAUAUUUUCUACUGAUUAUGGUCAGGGACUGGCACAGGUCAAUUUAAAUGAUCGAAGAAAAACAAAGAUAGUGUGUACAAUUGGUCCUUCCACCAGCUCACGUGAAAUGAUAUGGAAACUGGCUGAAACUGGAAUGAAUGUAGCGCGUUUAAAUAUGUCUCACGGGGACCAUGCUUCUCAUAAGAAAACCAUUGAUUUGGUAAAAGAAUAUAAUGCUCAGUUUGAAGAGAAGGUUGUGGCCAUAAUGUUGGACACCAAGGGACCCGAGGUUAGAAGUGGCGAUGUGGUGCAACCGAUUUUGCUCAAGGAGGGACAGGAGUUCUGUUUUACCAUCAAAAGAGGCAUCAGCAGAGAAGACACUGUCAGUGUUAAUUAUGAUGGCUUUGUAAAUGAUGUAGAGGUUGGGGACGUUAUACUGGUGGAUGGUGGGAUGAUGUCAUUAGCUGUGAAAUCAAAGACAAAGGAUUUAGUUAAGUGUGAAGUAAUUGAUGGUGGCGAAUUAAAAUCAAGGCGCCAUUUAAAUGUGCGUGGGAAGAGUGCAAAUCUACCUUCUAUAACAGAUAAAGACUGGGAGGAUAUUAAAUUUGGUGUGGACAAUGAGAUUGAUUUCUAUGCUGUUUCGUUUGUGAAGGAUGCUAAAGUGGUCCACGAAUUGAAACAAUAUCUCAAAAGCUGUAAUGCAGAUAUUCACGUGAUUGUUAAGAUUGAAAGUGCAGACUCUAUACCAAACCUUCAUUCUAUCAUUUCUGCAUCAGAUGGGGCAAUGGUAGCCCGUGGCGACCUUGGAGCUGAACUUCCAAUUGAGGACGUCCCCUUAUUGCAGGAAGACAUAAUAAGAAGGUGUCAUAGCAUGCAGAAACCAGUGAUAGUAGCCACAAACAUGCUGGAGAGUAUGAUUGAUCACCCUACCCCUACAAGGGCAGAAGUUUCUGACAUUGCGAUAGCUGUACGUGAAGGUGCAGAUGCCAUUAUGCUGUCAGGUGAAACUGCCCAUGGGAAAUAUCCAUUGAAGGCCGUUAAAGUAAUGCACACUGUGGCACUGAGGACUGAAUCAAGUCAACCAUUCAACAGCACACUGCGAGGUCAAUUUGUUGCCCAUGAGAGCCAUAUGGGUGCAAUGUUUGCUUUCCAAGCCACCACAAUGGCCAACACCCUGGCUGUUCCAGUCAUUGUUUUCACAAGAACAGGGUCCAUGGCUAUACUUUUGAGUCAUUAUCGGCCAUCCUUAACAAUAUUUGCUUUCACGAAUGUAGAGAGGGUGAAGCAGAGGCUGGUUCUUUAUCAUGGUGUGAUGCCUAUAUAUAUGCAAUUUUCGAAUGACGCAGAGGAGACAUUUUCUCGAGCUUUGAACCUUUUAUUGAGCAAGGGCCUAGUGAAGGAAGGACAAUAUGUGACUCUUGUCCAAAGUGGAGCACAACCCAUCUGGCGUCGAGAAUCUAUCCACCACAUUCAAGUUCGCAAACUCCAAACUUGAUUCAUCUAUUUAUUGGUCUCUGGGGGUGUAGAGGAUCAAUCGAAGAGUAAUGUGGUCCUAUUGGCUCAAGGGAAAUGUUUGCAGUUGAUCAAAUUUGCUAUGGCCUUUGUUCUUCAUUGAAUUUCUUUAAGAAAUGAAGUUACUCUGUACAGGAUAGGAUUCUAAUCACGGACUUAAAAUUAAUAUUCUUGUAUUAUUGUCAUUUCGUUAAAACAAUUGAGAAAUUUUCUCUGUAUAUAUAUAUUUUGCCUUAAAUGGAAUUUGCAUA